Molecule: messenger RNA, 1464 nt
Organism: Haplochromis burtoni (Burton's mouthbrooder)
Lineage: Eukaryota; Metazoa; Chordata; Actinopteri; Cichliformes; Cichlidae
Exons: 4
Coding region: 305-1222 (305 amino acids)
Biological process (GO): negative regulation of gene expression
Cellular component (GO): cytoplasm; nucleus
Molecular function (GO): transcription corepressor activity
Source: RefSeq, a predicted model, not a curated record
GCUCCGCCAUAGCCACCACCAAACAACUGAGUUAUUUUUACACAUCUCCCAGCAUCUGGUCAAUCCACCACUUUUCAGUGUUUAUACCGUUACCGAAAAAAACGAGAAAAAGAACAAACAAAAAGUCCAGCUAUGCUUUAAUGUAUAUUUUUAUGAUUUCUCGUCUUCUAUAGAUGGAGUAUGCAAAGACAUCUUAACUAGAGCUGGACCAGAGGUGGAAGCCGAGCUAAAAGCAGCAAAAGUAAAUCGAGGAGAAAUUUUCGUGACCCAGCCUGGAAACUUCCCCUGUAAAGCUAUUUUUCACAUGCAUGGAAAACAGGAUGAAGUCCUCAUUGAACAACUUGUAUGUGAUAUUAUUUACUAUUGUGAAUCGUAUAAUUACAGUUCAGUGGCAAUUCCUGCCAUGUGUGCUGGAGCUGGAGGGUUGAAUCCUGCUAUUGUGGCAGGAGCCAUUCUUCGAGGGAUCAAGUCUUCUACAUCAUCAAUGAACAGCCUCACCAACAUCCGCCUCGUCCUGAUUAAGAUCGAUGUCUUCUCGGCUUUCAAAAAGGAAGCGAUGCAGAUGUAUUCCCCAGCUGUCAUCAACAGAGUGUUAUUUCAAGAACAACAACAGCAACAACAGCCUCCUCCUUCUGUGAGUGCAUGCCUCAGCAGACUCCGAAUCAGGUCUACAAGUCAGCAGUCUGUCUUGGGUCUUUCCAAAAAACAUGUUGACUCUGCCAUGGAAAAGCUGAAGCAUCAAUAUCAGACUCAGUACUCCAAGGAGCAACUGGAACUCCUCAACCAGGAUGACAUGAUGGAGCUUAAGGAACUGGUGGAGGCCGAGGGUUUAUUCAUGCAAACUGAUCAAUCUGGCACCCUAACAGUGAGCGGGCUAAAAGACGGGGUCACCCAGGUGAUGCAAAAAAUGAAUCAUUUUCAGUUCAUGGCCCUUGCUAGAGAGGUGAGAGUCAGGAAGGAGGAGGAUUUGUACCUCCGAGUGGUUUGGUGCAUCCUGGCACAUAACGGUAACUGGGAACGCCUUCCCAGAACAGCCAAUCACCAACUGGAAAACAACAAAUUAACAGAAGGAAUAAAAGAUGCACAGGGACUCAUAUGGGAGGUUAAUCUACAGACAAUGAUGGCCACACAACAACUGAGCAGACAGACGACAAAUCUGAAACGACUUGAGAAUCUCUCAGGUGAGAAGAUCUCAGUGAUGUUACAAAAUGAGCCUGACUGAUAUUGGUGUUUGAUGCUUGAGAGUAAUACAAAACCAAAAGAAACAAAUAUUAAGGUGUACAAGCUGUAAUGAAAGAACAGAGUACAAAUAGAAAUGCAAAAUGUAUCGCAACCUGCCGCACCUGUAAGAAAAACAAUCAUACAACACCUGGAACACAAAACUUCAAAGUGUACAGACGACCCCGCUAGAGCCUGGCUUCCCUGGUUCAAGCCAUAGAUCAGGGUCCUGGGCAUCCAGGCAUC